AUGAACAAAAUGCACGCACAUAUACCCAGAUCAGAAGAAAUGUACAAGAAUAUUGUGCAGAAUGUAUUAGACGAAGUGUGUAAGGAAAAAUUAAACAAGUAUUAUUUUUUAAUUAAGCAGAACAAAUUGCAAUCCAGGGACUUUUCCUUAAGCAAAAUAACCUUUAGAGAUGAACCAAUACUGAACUUAAAUGAUGAUCUUAAAGAAAAUGAAAAUUUUGACCUAGUUUUUAACAAUUCUGAAAUAUUUCAAAAAAAAUCGAAGAAAAAAAGAAAAGAAAAUUAUUUAUUAGAAAAACUGAAAUCAUCAAAUGAUAUAAUAACAGAUGAAAAAAUAGUAGGAAAAUUAAAUAUGCUACUAAAAUGUGAAAAUACCAAUAGAGAAAUUAUUUUAAAAAAAUGUAAUCUUCAGUCACUACAUAAUUCUUAUUCUUUUUAUGAUAAUAUAUUUUCGCAAAAUUAUUACAUAAUGGGAGAUGAAUACGAUUUUCAAAUAUCUAAACAGCUAAAUGGUUUAUCUGUCUUGUCAUUAAGUAGUUGUAACAACCUCUUUUUUACAAUUUUAAAUGAAUUGAAAAAAAACAAUUGUAAAAACCUAAAACAAUUAAUUAACGAAAAUGUAAAAGUAGAAUUUGAUCAAAGAUUAAUACAAGCUGACUUAUCGGGGAAAAGAAAGAGAAAUUCUAUAUAUGUCAAUACAAACAUGACUAUUUUAAAAGUUUUUUAUAAAAAUAAUAUAUACGCAAUUAAAAAUAAAAUAGACGGCCAUCAGCACGACAUUAAUGAAAAUGUUAUAGAAAAUCCACACCUCUUAUUUAUGAAUAAACAAGACGCGUGGUUACUUAUUUUAAAAUGCAAAGAAGAAACAAUUUCACAAAGAUGUAUAAGUGUAACGGAAUACGAAAAAGAACGAAAACAUAUUAUUCAUCAGUACAACUCUGUUUUAGAUUCCUUUGAAAAUUAA
Plasmodium gonderi is the source of this 963-nucleotide messenger RNA. RefSeq lists its product as hypothetical. The coding region runs from base 1 to 963 and encodes 320 amino acids. Gene Ontology annotation, cellular component: nucleus. The record is from RefSeq and is a predicted model, not a curated record. The transcript has a single exon. NCBI's taxonomy places the organism in Eukaryota, Apicomplexa, Aconoidasida, Haemosporida, Plasmodiidae.